CCCAGGAUGACUUUGGGAGGCUCUGCGCAAAUGUUCCUCGUCUAUGGAGUCUGUUUAUUGCGCUUUGUCGUUGUCAGCCAUUGAUGCUUGCUUUCAUCACUUUGCACGGACUUUUUGAUUGCGAAUUUCCAAACUGUUGCUCCUGUCAAACUUAUCCGAGCGCUUCUGAUUCCUUGUUUUUGUUUCCUCCCCCAAACUCCCUCUCAGCGAUGUUUGGCUCGUCGAUCAAGAACUUGAGCGUCAGUAUUGACAGGCUCAAUGAGAGGAACACGUUCUCCAGUGGCGACCAAGUCACAGGACAUAUCUCCUUCGAGAUCACAAAGCAAACGAAGAUCACCUCAAUAACGGUGGCGUUGUCAGGAGUGGCGCAUGUCCACUGGUCCAGCGGAGGAGGAGGAGGAAGAGGGAACAGAAAACACUACUCGGCCAUAAUGAAGUACUUCAAUUACAGAGGCGUGAUUUUGCAGGAAAACGGCGCAAUCCGUGAGACAACCAAACUGUCCCCCGGCACUCAUGUGUAUCCGUUUACAUGUCAACUCCCACAGGGAGAUUUCCCAUCCACUUUCCACGGGCCUCAAGGGAAAAUAGUAUACACCUUGAAAGUGGACAUCUACAGACCCUGGCAUUUGUCCAAGAACUUUGAGACAGAGUUGAACUUUGUGCAUCACAUUGAUACCAACCUGCCAUACCUGUGGGCUCCCCUCUCAGGCACGAACAGCAUGACGCUGUGCUGCCUGUGUUGUGCUUCGGGUCCUCUCACAAUGACAGCCACUGUAGAGAAGAAGGCCUUCAUCCCUGGUGAAACUGUGAAGAUAAAUUGCAACAUUAGCAAUGGUUCGUUUAAAACUGCUACUCCGAAGGCGAGGCUGGAACAGAAGCAGACUUUGUAUACCCAGGGAAGGGAACGCCACAGAGAGGUUGUCAAACGCUUUAAAUCAGUGUCCGGAGAGCCUGUCGCCGCUCACACCUCUGAUGUGCACACUGAGCUAAAGCUCACUAUUCCCUCGUCCGCAUAUCUCACCGUCUCAAAUUGCAGCAUCUUGGUGGUUGAUUACAUAAUCGAGGUGAGCCUCUGUGUACGAGCUUUUCCUGACAUCACUGUACUGGUUCCCAUCAUCCUUUAUGAUGGCUCUGCACACACUAAUUCCCCACCUUCAUCACAUAUAAAACCACUGUUCUCAUUGUGUCACCUGUACCAUUCCUGUCCUUGUCGCUUUGCACAGCGUAUAAUGUCAACCAUUAAGAGCUUUCAAGUUGGGCUUAGUCCCAACGGCAACAGCGGUAAUUUAAGAAGUGGUAAUGCUAUUAUGGGACAAAUUACAUUAGAAUUGUCAAAAGAGUGCCAAAUAGAUUCGCUCAUCGUAAAGCUGAAGGGAAAAGCAGAAGUCAAAUGGUCGCUGGCAGUACCAACUGUAACAUACCACAGCAAAGAGAAGUACUUCAGUGUCAAGCAGUCUAUCAUCAAGGAGGGCCAGGGCAAUAAUAUUGUUGGCCAGGGUUUCCAUGUUUACCCGUUCCCCUUUCAGAUUCCAGCACAUCUGGUUGGCAGCUUACCGUCCUCCUUCCAUGGCAAGUCUGGAAACAUCUUGUACACACUGGAAGCACAUCUGAAGACGUCGAGGGGAAUAGGCAGAAAAGCCGUGGCAGAGUUCACCCUUCUCCACAAAAGAAACCCAGAUCCAAUGCUGAUGUCUCCACAGCAAGGUAACAUUGGUAAGAAGAUGAAGCUCUUCAACUCAGGAGGAGUAGACAUGGAUGUAAAUAUUGAAAAAACGGGCUUCCACCAAGGUGAAGGCAUCAAGGUGGUGGCCUCCAUUCAGAACCAAUCAUCCUCAGAAGUUAGGCCCAAGUACUGUUUGGAUAAGAAAUGCAGUUACUUUGCAAAGGGGAAGUGGAAAGUUGAAACAGAAGAAAUCCUGAAAGUAUGGGGCGAACUCCUCCCACUUCAUGCAAAUCGGACUGUCACCAAGAUCAUCACUGUCCCUCCCACCACACCAGCGUCCAUCUUAAACUGCAGCAUCAUCAAAGUAGAGUACAGACUCAGGGUUUACCUGGAUGUUAAGUAUGCUUUAGAUCCAGAGAUCAAGUUCCCCAUCGUCAUCCUGCCUGCUCUAGGAAGGCCGGAGGAGGUGCAGUUACCUGCCUAUCCUGCAGAUGGAUUUGAAGCAUUUCCAAACUCCUCAGUGCCAGGAGGGACCAGCUUCUUACAAAACCCAACAGCCUUUGAUGCCUCUGCUCAACCACCACCCUAUGGGUCAUGGCUGGACCCCUCUUUGACUGAUUUUGAUUGAAAGUCCUAGAGCACAGGGCUCUGUUUUAAUUCACAGUAUAGGAACUUCCAUGAUUAAGUACUGACCAAGUUUGUUGCUUAACCCCUGUUCUCAUGAUAAAUGGCUUGAAUGAGAGCACUGCAAAACCUGUCUGUUCUAAACUGCAGAAGAAUCUUAGGAGAAUAAAUAAAGGAAAUUGAUUGUUUUAGGGGCUAAAAAUAGAUAACUAUACCUUGAAAGUACUCAAAGAGCCACUGAUAGAGAUGAUAAAGUGCAUCUUUAAUCUGCUGUACAUUAAAAGACAGUGUGUCAGGAAAUGUAGCUGUGCAGUGUAUGUGCAGUUUAGGCUAUUUGUGAAAUGCUUUGAAUCCUGAAGACCCAAGCGAAGUUUCCCUGUCUUGCUUGCUAUCUGCUUAUUAAAGUGAAAGGUUUUGGCUUUGAAUUUGAUGGCAACUUGCCUUGCAGCAGAGCACACAUUCUUCCCUGUGCUUUCAGAUAAUGGUGAUGUUAACAUAGACUUAGAUGCAUAAUUUAAUUUUAACUGUGUGAGUUUUGUUUUUAACCUGUGCCAUACUGGCAUAUUCAUUUGCCUACAUUAGUUCUUGUACUUCUUGUAUUACUAAUAGUAUUUUUUCCAUAGGUUUGUUGUGGUUUCGGUACUUUCAUUCAAAAUUACAAUGUAUGCUGAAUAAAUUUUUUCUUUAAUGUUACAUAUCAUAUGUAAUUAAACACAUAAACUAAAUGCAAGUUUUUCAUGCAUUUUACCAAUUGCCUGAUAGUGGAACAGUGUUCAUAAAUAUACUCCUUAAAGCUGGUUCCAGUAUUUGUUCUCCUGUCCUCUUGUUUCUGUUUAAAUGAUGUAUUCAGCUUCCACAUCCACUGCAUGGUGUUUGUUUUACUCCAUGAUAGAAGUAGUUUUCAUGGAAAUGCAAAUAUAUUUACAAGUACCUAUCAAUGAGCAUGUAAAGAAAAUAUCUUUUAGAAUUUUCUGUUGAAGUCCUGUGACAAAUUCUCUGUUGGAUUGAGGUCUGGCUCUGACCCUCUCACACCAAAACAUUCACCGUGUUGUCUUUAAAUUUUGAGCAUUUCCUUGGUGAGGUAUUGUUUAAGUUUAUCUUAUUUUAUCUUAAACCAUUUCAUUGUCACUUUGUCUGUAUGUUUCUAGUCAUUGUCUUGUUGGAAAUAAUUAAAUCUUCUCCCAACUUGCA
Messenger RNA from Amphiprion ocellaris (clown anemonefish), 3478 nucleotides. RefSeq lists its product as uncharacterized. The transcript is spliced from 12 exons. The record is from RefSeq and is a predicted model, not a curated record. The coding region runs from base 84 to 2291 and encodes 735 amino acids. Gene Ontology annotation, biological process: protein transport. Lineage: Eukaryota; Metazoa; Chordata; Actinopteri; Pomacentridae. Gene Ontology annotation, cellular component: plasma membrane; cytoplasm.